Molecule: messenger RNA, 1278 nt
Organism: Exophiala oligosperma
Lineage: Eukaryota; Fungi; Ascomycota; Eurotiomycetes; Chaetothyriales; Herpotrichiellaceae
Exons: 3
Coding region: 1-1278 (425 amino acids)
Biological process (GO): regulation of glucose metabolic process; protein phosphorylation
Cellular component (GO): mitochondrion
Molecular function (GO): pyruvate dehydrogenase (acetyl-transferring) kinase activity
Source: RefSeq, a predicted model, not a curated record
AUGUCGUGGAAGCCAUCUGAAAAGCUGGUGUCCACAAUCUCCCAUUAUGCCAGCUUCCCGCCCACCGGCGUCAGUCUUCGACAGAUGGUGCAGUUCGGCGAGAAACCCUCAACUGGAACCCUCUUUCGAGCCUCCCAGUUCCUCUCCGAAGAGCUCCCCGUCCGUCUGGCACACCGGGUUGAAGAGUUGGACAAGCUGCCUGAUGGUCUCAAUGAAAUGACAUCUAUACAAAAGGUCCGAGACUGGUACGCCCAGUCCUUUGAAGAGAUCACGAGCAUGCCGCGACCCGAACUAGACUCCGAUACACGCAAUCGACUCCUCAAUCCUCCCAAAAAAGCGAGCAAUAGACUUCCCACCACCACUCGAAACCCCAGCCUGCGAUACGAAGAGAACGGCAAUGGAAAGAGCUCGUUAAACUCUAGAAGAUACUAUGCUGCUACAGACGACGGAAAGGAAUGGCCUCCUGUCCUCGCCGAAUACAAUCGCAAGUUCGCUCGUACCCUCGAGAUGAUCAAGCGAAGACACGAUCCCGUCGUCACAACCGUGGCGCAGGGCAUCAACGAAUGGAAGAGAAAACAGCAGCGAAUGCAAAUCGACUCGUCGAUUCAAUCCUUUCUCGAUCGCUUCUACAUGUCCCGCAUUGGCAUCCGGAUGCUCAUCGGCCAACACAUUGCUCUGACCGAGCAGCAGUCUCAUCGACAUCCCAACUAUGUUGGUAUAAUAUGCACCAAGACCAAUGUCAAAGAGCUUGCGGAAGAGGCGAUUGAGAAUGCUCGGUUUGUGUGCGAAGACCACUAUGGAUUGUUUGAUGCACCCAAGGUCCAAUUGUUUUGCAACCCCAACCUCAAUUUCAUGUACGUCCCUGGCCAUCUGUCCCACAUGCUGUUCGAGACUCUCAAGAACUCUCUGAGAGCCGUCGUCGAGACCCAUGGGGCAGACAAGGAGGAGUUCCCUGUGACCAAGGUCAUUGUUGCCGAAGGAAAGGAAGAUAUCACCAUCAAAAUCAGCGAUGAAGGAGGUGGCAUUCCCCGAUCGGCCAUUCCAUUGGUCUGGACCUACAUGUACACCACCGUGGACACCACCCCCGAACUGGAUCCGGGCUUCAAUGCUAGUGACUUCAAGGCACCGAUGGCUGGGUUCGGAUACGGGUUGCCGAUUUCGCGCUUGUAUGCGCGAUACUUUGGAGGGGAUUUGAAAUUGAUUUCCAUGGAAGGAUACGGUACCGAUGUCUAUCUCCACCUCAACCGUCUUUCCUCUUCCUCGGAACCUCUACAAUAA